This is a messenger RNA of Cherax quadricarinatus, 2186 nucleotides long. Its product is annotated as protein FAM8A1. Lineage: Eukaryota; Metazoa; Arthropoda; Malacostraca; Decapoda; Parastacidae. The record is from RefSeq and is a predicted model, not a curated record.
GUUGUUGUCAGUUAAUGGCGACUCAAGUCUCUUAUUUAACAGUUUUUAUUCACUUUACACUUAUAUAAGACACUUUAUGACCUGUGUUAAGUGUGAGGUGUGUCACGAUGGCAUCGCACGAGGAAGUUCCUGCGUCGUCAGGAGCCAGAAAAAGACGUGUGAAUAAAGUGUAAAGCAGGGCCCGCCUGUAUGUAGAAUAGUGGUAUAAGAGGACUUACUGUAUUGCCUGAAGAGAGGGAAGGGAGCUGCACCUCUCUUUGAAAAGAAACGAGAUCAAAUAAAGAUGUGAAGAACACACCAGGCAUCUUUACUGACGAUUGUAAGUCAUCUCUGUAAUCGACUGAAGAAGCCAGCAGUGCAGCUGAAACGGUUUGUCGAUAAAGGUCCCUCGUGUGUGAAAAAGGUACUCUGUGUACUGUUCAAGACUUAUAAGAGGAAAAAAUUCUCUACAAAUGGCCUCUUCAGUCCAGGACAGCGUGUGGUGGUGGUAACAGAGUACGAGGGAGAGUACCACACUGCGGGAGAGUACGCGUUGGCCCUGCGGGCCUGGAUGAAUCACCUGUACCAGCUACAGUGUGUGGUGGCCACCUUUCCCUACUUUCUGGCCUCAGUCCAGUCCCAGACUACCACUUACGGCGGAGUUGAAUCUUUUACAACCACUGCACAGACGUCUACUCAUCAACUACAGCCUCGACCAGAGCCUGCACCGAGGUUGUCUGCAACACAGCAGCAGCAACAGCAACAGCAGCAACAACAGCAGCAGCAACAGCAACAGCAUCAGAGAGGAGUGGAGUACACGAUCCCGCCACUGUGGAAGAGACUCAUCGCCGAGGUCAUAGACUUCCUCCUCCUGUUUGCUAUCAAGCUGGCUGUCACCUUCGCUGCCGUCGACGCCUUCGAUCUGCUAAGUGACAUCGAAAAGUACGACUUUGAAAACCUGGGUGCAGACAUCAUGUCAGAUUACAAAAUGGCGCUGGACAUGACGUCGGAAAUCCUUGUACUGGAGCUCAUACAUCGUAUUGGUACCUGUGUUUUUGAGGCUCUGUGUUUACAUCGCGGCUCUGGGGGAGCAGGAGGUGCGACGCCAGGCAAAAAGCUGGUAGGCCUAAGGGUGGUGCGCUGCGAGUGGGUGGCGCCAACCGCAGCUGACCAGGCAUUGGUGUACCCGGCUACUGACCUGGGGUUGGGUCGUGCAGUUGUCCGGUCAGUAGUGAAGAACUUCUCGCUCACGUUCCUCUUUCCUAUCUGCUUCAUGCUGUUUUCCUUCCAACAUAACCGCACCGUGUACGACAUUGUGGCCGGUUCGGUGGUCGUUGAGGAACGUACGGUGCGAAGGCGCAGGAAUAACAACAACGCCAUUUAAAGGCGUUUCAUGUUUUACCCUUGCUGUGUCACUUUUGUACAUUCGUGUUGCACUCGUUGCAAGAGUGUGUGUGUGUGUGUGUGUGAGAGUAUGUUUUAUUGCGGUCACUGUUCAUAUUCUGUACUGACUCAAUCUGAUGCCAUGUCAUAUAAGUUGUAUCAUGUAUGUGUAGAAAUAAAGACUAGUGCUAUAUAUUUUAUUUUUAAUACACUGACUGUCACCCAAUGACGCAGGGUGACCUAAACAGAAAAACAAGUUCUUGGUUUAAAAUUUAAUCAUUUGUAAAGAAGGGGUUACUAGCCCCUUGUUCCCGGCAUUGUAGUUGCCUCUUAGGAUACGCAUGGCUUACCGAGGAAGAAUUUUGUAAAUUAUAUGUGCAGUAAUUGUCUAUUUAAGUUUCCUGUGGAUUGAGCACCAGCUCUUGGCCCAUAUUCCUCCAUUCUAUAGUAAAUUAUAUAUUGAAAUUACCUAAUUAAAUUUGCUGGGAGUCGAGCACCAGCUCUCAGUGCCACCUCACAUGACUAACUAAUGCGUUUGAACCCUAUCAUGUAUUACUUUUGAACCCCCUGUACCGCAUUCAAUUGUAUAAUUCUCAUUUUUCCUUCAUGUCAGAAAAAACACAUUUUGUUUUAUAUUCAGUCUCUCUUGUGAGAUCCUUUAAAUAUUUUGUACAUUUCCUCGGCCUAUGGCUUUUCUAGGCCUCCCUAAAUGUUGGCUGAAUUGGCAAAGUGCCUCUCAGUUUCAGUUACGAGGUUGAAAUCGAAGAAUUUGAAAUGUUAUAUCCGGGAAACAAACUUUUUUCUUUCUAAUAAAUUAAUUUUUA